UCAUUUUUUCAGAAAGCUGUCAUCAUGUACCUGUUGGUAGUGGUCAUCUCUCUUCUGCUGAGCUCUGGUCCUGUUCAGAGCCGUCCUGUUGAGGAUUUAAUUGAAAAAAUGUCCAAGAAGACUGGUGGUAACUUCACAAAGAAAGGUAAUUUGCUAGUCUCAUCUGUAAUCGAGACCAGCAAACAUGCAGGAGAGAACACAGAUGGGCCAGUAAUCCUGUUUGGAGACAUCGCCUUUCCCAGAGGUUUGCAGAAUGCAGAUCAAUGUACAGCUCGUGGCUGCAAAUGGGACAGAAGCAGAGAUGGAUUAGUCUAUGUGCCUUACCAGAUAUCUAGAGCGUACUCUCCACGGGAAGUAGCAGUGAUUGAACAAGGCUUGCAAUCCUUUUCGGCGGUUUCCUGCAUUCGUUUUGUGCCUCAUACUGGAGAGAGGAACUAUCUCAACAUAAAGUCUGAAUCUGGCUGCUAUUCAUAUUUAGGGCGGAUAGGUGGAGGUCAGGUCGUGUCUCUCCAGCGGCAAGGCUGUGUGUAUUUCAGCACCGUCCAGCACGAGCUCCUUCAUGCCCUCGGCUUCCACCAUGAGCAGAACCGCAGCGACCGAGACAAUCACAUCCGGAUCCUCUAUCAGAACAUCAUACCUGCGCAACAGUACAAUUUCAACAAACAAAACACCAACAAUCUGGGCACCCCCUAUGACUAUAACUCUGUGAUGCAGUAUUCAAGGUAUGCUUUCUCCAUGAACAAUCAGCCAACCAUGGUUCCCGUUCCUAAUGCAAAUGUUGUGUUGGGAGAAGCUCAAAGUAUGAGCCCCAAUGACAUCCUGCGCAUCAACAGACUAUACUGCAAUUGAGCAAACUGCUGCCAGGCCGUAAGGAGGACAUUUUGUGAUGUCAGUUCACAGUUCAUCUGUUUUUUUUUUCUAGCAUUCUUUUUUUUAGCAUCUUUUUUAGCACAUCUUUGUAUCUCAUGGUUUUACUUAAGUCAAGUGCUACAUCCUAAAAUCAGACACCUCUCAGUUUCCAACAAAUCAGAAAAAUUAGCAUAUAGUCUGAACUCUAAAAUUAUUUGCUACUAAAAUGCAACACUCCAGAUUGACUGCUUCUGUGACAGGAUUGUUGUAAGCUCUUUCCUUUGAUUUUUGUUCAUCUUUUUGCAGUUGUAACAUGGGUGCAUAAAUAAAACUGUGCUCUUAUGUCUUAUUAUUAUCAGUAGGUCAUGGAUUAAAAGCACUGUUAUGUUCACUGGUAUUAAGAAUUGUUACUGCACAGUGUUGACUGAUACUACAAAACAAAUAACUGUAAUGUUCUCAGUAAACAUUGCAAUACCACUAUUUUUUAUGACAUAAAACGAAAGCUUGCAUCAAUUAAA
This is a messenger RNA of Danio rerio (zebrafish), 1367 nucleotides long. RefSeq names its product nephrosin (gene npsn). Gene Ontology annotation, biological process: proteolysis. The record is from RefSeq and is marked validated. Gene Ontology annotation, molecular function: zinc ion binding; metallopeptidase activity; metalloendopeptidase activity. Lineage: Eukaryota; Metazoa; Chordata; Actinopteri; Cypriniformes; Danionidae.